AUGGAAACAAUUUCCAGGAUAUCCUCGAUGCUGGAAACAGCUCGAGAGCUCACAUUAGAGGCUGCCCAGUCCGCUGCUAUCAAUCGGACCUCAGGGACCGACUAUACCUCGCGAACAUACAGCCCCGCACACAUCAAGAAGCUCCUUGACAGUCGCCAUGAGCGGGAAGUCCUGGAUGGAAUGCGGAGGGUCAUCUCGUUGAUGUACCGGUCCGAGCCCUCCCUUACUUUCUUUUCAGCAGUUGUCAAGAAUGUGUCUAGCGCCAACCUCGAAGUCAAGAAAUUGGUUUACAUCUACUUGGUCCAUCAUGCGGAGGCGGAGCCGGAUCUGGCACUACUAUCCAUCAACACGAUCCAGAAAUCGCUGACCGAUUCAAGCCCACAGGUUCGAACAAUGGCGCUUCGGACUAUGUCGGGGAUCCGGGUUCCGGUGAUCAGCCAGAUUGUGUCGCUGGCCAUCAAGAGAGGAUGUGGGGAUAUGAGUCCACACGUGCGCAAAGCGGCCGCUUUGGCUAUUCCAAAAUGUUAUCGUCUGGACCCCAACACAUUGCCACAACUGAUGGGAUAUCUUGAGACACUUUUGGGUGAUUCUCAAUACUUCGUCGUUGGCCCCACAGUCGCAGCAUUCUUGGAUCUGUGUCCGGAUGAGAUUGGCCUAAUCCAUAAACACUAUCGCAGCUUAGUCAAGAAGCUGGCUGAUAUGGAUGAAUGGGGCCAGCUAGCAACUUUGCGUCUGUUGACAUUUUAUGCACGAAAAUGUUUCCCUCGCCGAACUCAGAAGGUUAAGCGCACAGCCCCAGAGGCAUUCUACGACAAUGAAAAUCAGCAGCAGGAGCAAAAUGAUGCCGAAGAGUAUGAAGUUUCGGUAAUAGACCCUGAUCUUGAACUUCUACUCCGAGCUUGCAAGAUUCUACUGCAGAGCCGAAACUCCGCUGUCAUUGUCAGCGUUGUCCGUUGUUUCCUUUACCUUGCUCCACCAGAAUAUAUUGCGUCAGCAGUUGGUCCCCUUGUGGCUCUUCUACGAAGCCCUCGGGAUAUGCAACUCAUCGCUCUGUACAAUAUUGUUGCCGUUGCUUUAAGGGCCCCCAAGCCUUUCGCGAAGUACACGGCCCAUUUCCUUGUCCACGCCAACGACCCACCGCAUAUCUGGCGCCUCAAACUGGAGGUGCUCACCAUCUUGUUCCCGCAUUGUGGAAGACACUGGAAGGGAGUCAUAAUCAGCGAACUGGAGCACUUCUCCAAAGGUACAGAUCCUGAGCUAGUACGAGAGAGUGUCCGAGCUAUUGGGCGCUGUGCGCAAGGGGAUACAAGUACCGCAGGCAUGUGCCUACGGAUCCUUCUAGGCCAGAUAUCUAGUCCAGACGGCAACCUCGUGUCAGAGUCGCUGACUGUUAUUCGUCACUUGAUCCAACAAGAUCCAGCCUCACAUAAAAAUACUGUCCUCCAGCUCGUUAAAAACCUAGCUUCAACAACCCAUCCAGAUGCACGAGCUACCAUUGUCUGGUUGGUUGGCGAGUUCGCUGGAAUUGACCCAGAGCACAAUAUCGCGCCCGAUGUCCUCCGCGUUUUGAUCAAAGGGUUCGCAGAUGAGAUGGAAAUUGUCAAGCAGCAGAUUGUUCUCCUCGGUGCCAAGGUGUAUUUACACCAUCUCUUGCAGAAUCCACCAAAAGAACAGCCGGAACAAGUUGCAUCGCCGCCAUCUCCCGAAGCCCCCGCCAAACCCCAACAAGAGUUCCACAACGAAUGGAAUGACAAUAGGGAUGAUGAACCGCAAGAUGCGGAGCGAAAUGAAGAGGAGGACGAAAGCCGUCAAAAAACUGAGGGGACUGAAACGAAGGAAACAGAAGAAGCCACCGAAGACCGUAUUACGUUAUUAUGGCGGUAUAUCCUCCUUCUCGCACGAUAUGACACAUCCUACGAUUUACGUGAUCGAGCACGUCUCUACAAAAACCUCUUGGAAACGCCGUCUUCCACCCAACUUGCCAACCUCCUUCUCCUGGCACCAAAGCCCGUCCCCCACGCCCCCAGCCCAUCUGAGACGCGCAAAGACUUGCUAAUCGGCUCUACCACUCUUGUUGUCGGCCCCGACGCUGGUUACCACGGAAUUCGAGGCUACACGAAUAUCCCAGACUGGGUUGAGCCAGGCCAAGAGCCCAACCCCAAUCUCCGCACUGAAGAUGUGAAAUUAGAUACAUCCAGCAACACCACUUCUCUGACUGCAGGUGACCGCCUCGAUAAAGCACUUCGUGAGCACAAACCCACUUCUGUUCCAAGCCGAAAUAGUCCGGCUAUGCCUAUAGACCCGGCCGGGAAGAAGACUCUUGACCAGUGGCUACAAGAGGAGGAGGAGGAGGAGGAGGAAACCGAGACGGAGUCUGAAACAGAUUCCGAGGAAGGCGAAACGGAUUCAGAGGAAGAGGAGACGGACUCGGAAGAAGAGUCUGGCUCAGAGGAGGAAGAUGACUCUGAAGAAGAGACUGAUUCUGAGACUGAAGCUGUGAAUAAAGAGGCACGGCAGUUGCUUCAUUGA
Molecule: messenger RNA, 2529 nt
Organism: Penicillium vulpinum
Lineage: Eukaryota; Fungi; Ascomycota; Eurotiomycetes; Eurotiales; Aspergillaceae
Product: AP-3 complex subunit beta
Exons: 3
Coding region: 1-2529 (842 amino acids)
Biological process (GO): vesicle-mediated transport; intracellular protein transport
Cellular component (GO): AP-3 adaptor complex; membrane coat
Source: RefSeq, a predicted model, not a curated record